UAAGUACUGCUCGAGUAGUACGAUGCCAGGAGGAGAUGAGCCAGUGUUGGGAGGUUGGGAGGCGUUUGCAGGUGCAGGCAGAGGGUUCGCGGGUAGGGUAGGCAUGGGACGGAACGGUGGUGCUGCUGGGCGAGCGAUCGGAGGUGGGGGAGGGAAUGGUGUUGGAGCCAGGGGAGCUGCAGCCGUGGGUGCAGGCGUAGGAGGACAGUUCCAGUUCCAAGUAGGAGGGAACGGUGGCGGAGGCGGAGGAGCGUUUGUAGGCGCAGCAGCCGUACGACAGUUCCCGGUGGGCGGGUACGGCGGCGGAGCUAGGGCAGCGGCAGGCGGAGGAGCGUUUGUAGGCGCGGGCGGACGACAAUUCCCGGUGGGCGGGUACGGUGGCGGAGCUAGGGCAGCGGCAGGCGGAGGAGCUUUUGUAGGCGCGGGCGGACGACAGUUCCCGGCGGGAGGAAACGGUGGUGGAGGCAGGGGAGCGUAUGGAGGUGCCGCCGGAGGACCGAUCCCAGCGGGAUGGUUGUACGGUGGUGGAGUCCCGGGAGCUGCAGUCUUGGGAGAGUUUCGAGGGUUCAGAAGGAACGACGAUGUUCUGUCAGAUGAUCUACCGUGGCAUUAUGAAAGGCCCGGAGAAUUUUGGCGACGUCGGCUGCUGGAGUCCACCACUCAGGCGACGACUGGGUCUGGGACCGGCAGCAGACCAACCUCUACUACGACGAAUUCACAAUCUUUUUCUGCAGCUCAGGCGACGAAUUCGCAAUCUUUUUCUGCAGCUCAGGCGACGAAUUCACAAUCACAAACAAGCGCGAAUUAUGACAGCAUGCACCCCCAUAGGCAGCUGGGAUCCCAAACUUCACAAUGGAGUCAACAGGCACAGCACCACCCCAGCCCACCUCCGCAGCAGCAGACACCACGGCGUCGACAACGGUCUGCUCAUGCUCUGCCUUCUCUAUUUUCUUUCUGAAUGCUCUGCUGCAUUUUACUUUUCUUGAGCGUUGUCUAUAACUUUCUAUCCUGGCAUGCUGCGUGAAAUGGUUGAACAGUGACAACCAUGUCGUGAACCGGGAGCUAAAUGUUGCGCGUGGCCGACGAUAAGGACUAACACAGGAAAAGCAAACAUGGCGCCAAGAGACUAAACAAUUUGGGUUAAGUUAUAUUGUUAUAUGUAUGUAUCCGUGUGUAUCUUUUUGAUGCGACAUUAUGAGUAAAUAAUAACGCUCUUUAUCACAAAAAUAUAUAUACCAGGUGGUGUGGGACAAAUAUUCCCUUGUUGUCUUGGUGAUGUACGUAGAGAACCUUUAAUUUAUACACUUAGUUCGGCUUUUAAUUAGUCUAUACACUACUACCUGUAAUGGUUUUAUCAACUAGUAAAUGAAAAAAAAUGAGGGCAGCUCCAACCUCAAAGCUCUGA
This is a messenger RNA of Triticum aestivum (bread wheat), 1405 nucleotides long. Its product is annotated as glycine-rich cell wall structural protein 1. The record is from RefSeq and is a predicted model, not a curated record. The coding region runs from base 23 to 958 and encodes 311 amino acids. The transcript is spliced from 2 exons. Lineage: Eukaryota; Viridiplantae; Streptophyta; Magnoliopsida; Poales; Poaceae.